Drosophila subpulchrella is the source of this 1707-nucleotide messenger RNA. RefSeq lists its product as uncharacterized. Lineage: Eukaryota; Metazoa; Arthropoda; Insecta; Diptera; Drosophilidae. Bases 113 to 1642 code for a protein of 509 amino acids. The record is from RefSeq and is a predicted model, not a curated record. The transcript has 3 exons.
UCAACUAAAUUCCGUUUAAUAGAAACCAGUACACUGUAGGAAAAUUAAAAAGGUUUUUUUUUAUUACUUCUUUUUUAUACAUAUAUAGUGUAUAGGCUUAGUUGGCACGGCAAUGUCGAGUCAUAGCCUCAAGUGGCCAAAGAAUCGGGAGAAACAAAAGCGGCAGGUGAAAUUCCAAAUGGUGGGCGAUUCGGUGGACAAUAUAGGCAACCAUCAAGAAGCUCACCGAACCCAGAGCCAUGGGCCCGACCAAAUUGGAGACGGAUUGGUGGCCAAAAUAAGCAGCGUUUCGGAACCCCGAGACCAACCAUGCCACAAAGCCUCGCCUCUUAAGGGAGACGAGAAAGAAUUCGAGGAUUACAGGCAGCUUCACAAGGUCUUCCAGAAACUUGACAUGGCCGACCAAAUCGUCCUCUACCGAUCUUACCACCUCCUUCCUGCUGCCUGCAUCUCCCUCUGGCGGACAACCCGAAAACGCCUGGAUUUCAGGACACUCUACAAGGAACUCGGCGUGGAGGACCAGAACCACCUGCUUAUCCACAUGAUGGUUCACUUCAAGUACGUCUAUUUUGUCGCAGAUAGACUGCAGGAAAACCUCAACACCCUGGAGCGAGCGGGAGUAAAAUCCCUGAAUUCCGUGCAACGCUGCGAACUGCUGGUGAUGGAUGAGAAGUCCAGGUUGGAGGGCAAGACCCUUGACCACUCAGCGGGAGGAGAUUCCUCUGGGGCAAAAGGUAUGGCCCAGUGGCCUUUGCACGCUCUGCCCAAAUUAAUGCGAAAUGUGCGCCGUUUUAAGGCCCACUGCGAAAUCCAGGUGCAUUUCGUCGAGCACUUUAAGGACUUGGAACUUCUCGUGCUCUAUGGUUCGAUUUCGCAGUCCGCUCUCACGGGGAUCCUGGAGCGGUGCGAAAAAUUGACCAGGUUAUUCCUCAAAUUCGAUUGCGUCAACCUGAGCCUAAAGUCCAUCGAAAAGUGCAGCAAGCUGAGGGAUCUCUCACUGCCCACUAGACUGUUUGCCCGUCAAAAGGAUCUUGUGAUGAAACUAACCGAUCUUCGCCUGCUGGAGUUAACACACUGCCAAAAUGACAGCCAGCUAACACUGGAGUGCCUGGAAUGUGUGUUGGGCCAACGACCAGAGUCUGUGGACCUCAUCCAGAUGGAAUGCAAGGGUUUGAAGGAUCCGAUAUGGAUAAAACAGGUGGGUCUGGAUCGGUGUAGUCAGAUUCGGGGAUUGGUUCUGUCCAACUGUCACUUUUGCGAUCGCGAGAUUUGCCAGCUGUCAUUUCCAAAAGUCCAGAAAUACAUCGCCCUGAGCAGCUGUCACGACAUCAAAGAGUACCAGAUUCUGGAUAUGGUGCGCCAGUGUCCCGGUCUCAACGAACUCUAUCUGAUCGACUGCCCCCAGCUGAGUUGGAAGGUACUGCAGGGGAUUUACCGAAUCCGCAAGAGCGAAAAUCUCAGCUACCCCAUCACCAUUGUCCUCGGGCAGUGCACUGAGCUCCAGGACGUCUAUCAGACCAUGUACCCGAACUACUGGUGCUUCAAGCUGCCCUACCUCAAGAUCGAACGCGUUCAAAAGCAAAGUCGACCCGUACAGGAUAUCCAGGUAUUUUUCAACAUCAACCAAUUGGAUUCCACAUAAGAUUCCAAGUAAUAUAAAAACAGCUGUAAGAAUAUACAAAAUAUAUAUUAUUUAGUUUUCGGAGA